GCGCCCCGCGACGAGAACGCGGAGCGGGCGACCUUCAAAAACCCCAAAGCGACCUCCACCGUCGUUCGCAUGGCGUUCGGCGAGCUGGAACCCACCGCCUCCGUCCCGGCCGCGCGGAAGCCCCUCGCGGAGACCCUCGGCGCCAUCGCGCAGACCCUCUGGGGCUUGAGAAGGGGCGCGGUCAUGCUCGCGUUCGCGCUCGGCCUCGCGCUCGUGGACGCGGGUCCCGCGCUCGCGGGCCGUGGCGGACGCUCCGGCGGGCGCAUGGGAGGGUCCAGCUUCCGAUCCACCUCCGCGAGAUCCAUGGGAGGCGGCGGGAUGGGCGGGUUGGGCGGGGGCUCGAGGGCCGGCUCGAUGGGCGCGGGUGCCGCGGGCGCGGGAGCCGCGGGCGCUCAGCGUCAGCCGAUGGGUAUGGGCGGUCCCAGGUUCCUGUUCAUGCCGUCCUUCGGCCCCUUCGGCUACGGCAUGGGCAUGGGCUACGGCGCGGGCCCGAUGUACGUCGCGGGUUCGGUGCUGCGGCUGCUGCUCAACGUGUGGCUCAUGUUCAUGGUCUAUCAGUUCCUCUUCGGCGGGCGAAGGAACGGGAACGGCGGCGACGCGGCGUACUGAGCGACGCGGCGUACUGAGCGACGCGGCGUACUGAGCGACGCGAAGCCGAUGGCGGUGAUCCGUCGUCGUCGCGACAAAAAACGCGACGCGAGGGUGCUUUUGCACGGUUUGGCAGUUUGGGCGGUUUGCAUGUCCGAUCUAUCCGAGGUCGAGAGCAGCUGCGUUUCCGUUUUUGGCACCUCCGAAGACGCGAUCCGAGUCAGCGAGUCCAUUUUGGACCUUCGUACAUGAUUCGCAGUCUGUAAAUUUUGCAAAAUCAAGAAAAUAGCUUCACGC
This is a messenger RNA of Micromonas commoda, 885 nucleotides long. RefSeq lists its product as hypothetical. The record is from RefSeq and is a predicted model, not a curated record. The transcript has a single exon. Lineage: Eukaryota; Viridiplantae; Chlorophyta; Mamiellophyceae; Mamiellales; Mamiellaceae. The coding region runs from base 70 to 609 and encodes 179 amino acids.